AUGGACAAUUCCGGUAAAGAAAAGGAAGCAAUUCAGCUCAUGGCUGAAGCAGAUAAGAAAGUGAAGUCGUCCGGUUCAUUCCUGGGAGGAAUGUUUGGUGGAAACCAUAAAGUAGAAGAAGCAUGUGAGAUGUAUGCCAGGGCAGCCAACAUGUUUAAGAUGGCCAAGAACUGGAGUGCUGCAGGGAAUGCUUUCUGUCAAGCAGCUAAACUCCACAUGCAGCUGCAGAACAAGCAUGACUCUGCCACCAGCUUUGUUGACGCUGGUAAUGCCUAUAAGAAGGCUGAUCCCCAAGAGGCUAUCAACUGCUUAAAUGCAGCCAUCGAUAUAUACACAGAUAUGGGAAGGUUUACUAUUGCUGCCAAGCACCAUAUCACAAUUGCUGAGGUAUAUGAGUCUGAGCUGGUGGAUAUUGAAAAGGCAAUUGCACACUAUGAGCAGGCAGCUGACUACUACAAGGGAGAGGAAUCAAACAGCUCUGCAAACAAGUGUCUGCUGAAGGUUGCUUCAUAUAGCGCCCAGCUGGAGCAGUACCAGAAGGCCAUAGAGAUCUAUGAGCAGGUUGGAACCAACACUAUGGAUAACCCUUUACUGAAAUACAGUGCAAAGGAAUACUUCUUCAAGGCUGCACUAUGCCACUUUAUUGUUGAUGAAUUAAAUGCAAAGCUUGCUGUAGAAAAGUAUGAAGAAAUGUUUCCAGCAUUUUCAGACUCAAGAGAAUGCAAGUUGUUGAAGAAACUCCUGGAAGCCCAUGAAGAGCAAAACAGUGAAGCUUUCACUGAAGCAGUCAAAGAGUUUGACUCCAUCUCUCGCCUGGACCAGUGGCUGACCACCAUGCUUUUGCGCAUCAAGAAAACUAUCCAGGGUGAUGCUGGGGAUCUUAAAUGAAAAGAGGGACGCUAUGGCCUGCCACUCACACCAUUCUAUAUCGUUUGUGUCCAAAUGUGCUUGUUCAGGUUCUCAGCACAGAUUGCAGUUUUAAUUUGUCUUUCCUUACUGUUACAGCCAUAACUCUGUCAAAUCAAGUCAAGGUCAUAUUUCUCAUACUGUCACUUCUACCCUGAGGAUGCAGCUGCAGUGUAUGACCUUUUUGGAGGAAUUUUAAGCACGGUGUCUUGUUUAUAUUGUAUUAAGGAUCCAAGGGCAUUCUGCACAGUUAAAUAGGUGAUGGAUUUUGUUUUCAAAUGUUAAUCACUUAUAUAUUACCAGUGAAAGUCUUAGUGUAUAUUUGUAAUUACUUAAUAGAUGGAGUGGAAAAUAGUAUAUUUUAAAUAAUUUAACUGACAUCAUUUUACCUGAUGUCUUUCAGUCUUCUCCCUUGGGUAACUUAUUUCCUACCUGGUUGUAAAAUACAGUACAGAAACACCUGAAUGUAGAAUGUCCUGUCUGCACGUUGAAGGUCGUGAGAGCAACAAAGUAAGUUCUCAUUCUCCUUUUCACCUAAACUGAAUUCCAUAUUUGUCUUUUAGACAAAUGUAUAACCAAAGGGAUAAACAAUAAAAGCAGAAAGUGGAGCGGAUGGCAUUUUUCAUUAAAGAGAAAUGCAUAAUUUGGGCAAAUCGUCAAAGAAAUACAUUUUUAAAGCACAAUACUGAGUACCACCGAAAUGUGCAUAGGUAUGUUGAGACUAAAUAACAGUGACAUCCCCACUAUGUCAGAUUCAUGUUGCCCAGUAGCAAAGAAGUUAUGGUUUACAUUCAGUUUCUUGAACUAACUUGAAGAGGUUAUAGCUGGGCUCUUAGUUCUUCACCUUGACUGUUGUCAAAAUAUAUGUUGAUCUAAUUUAUUUUAUAUUAACAUAAUGCUUAUGCUAACUUGUUGGACUAUUUUAAAUGUUAAUUUUUGCACGGUUGAUAGAGUGCGUCCAAUUGCAUACGUUGUUGACACUUAUCAUCAAGCUGUGUGUAUUAUGUCUUAAUGUGCAAUGUCUGUGUCGUGAAUAUAUACUUGUUCUAGAGUUUUCCCUGGUGCCCCGUCCCAGGCUCAAGCAUACAGCAUGUCAUAAUGUGUAAUGUAAGUUUGCGUGUUUAGUAUUGUGACAUGUAACAAGGUUUUGAGAAACCAACAAGAGACAAAUCGACCGGUAUAUCAAGAUUCUUUCCGCUUGAGGAACUGUCUCUUCAUGUAUUAUUGUAUGUCAGUUUGUGCUAAUGUACAGUAAUAAAAAUAGGUCUCU
Molecule: messenger RNA, 2176 nt
Organism: Scleropages formosus (Asian bonytongue)
Lineage: Eukaryota; Metazoa; Chordata; Actinopteri; Osteoglossiformes; Osteoglossidae
Gene: napbb
Product: N-ethylmaleimide-sensitive factor attachment protein, beta b
Exons: 11
Coding region: 1-888 (295 amino acids)
Biological process (GO): synaptic transmission, glutamatergic; regulation of synaptic vesicle priming; intracellular protein transport
Cellular component (GO): vacuolar membrane; terminal bouton; synaptobrevin 2-SNAP-25-syntaxin-1a complex
Molecular function (GO): soluble NSF attachment protein activity; syntaxin binding
Source: RefSeq, a predicted model, not a curated record